AUGGACUCGCCAAAAGAGAAUAGAGAAGAUGCUCCAUCGGCAUCGACGAGAUCCUUUGCCCCACUGCUCGUCGAAGACAGAAAGCCACUCAAGCAGGCCACCCAGUUCAAGUUGAGCAAGUUCCGGCAGCGGCUGUGGGACAGGAGACAAUGGAAGAAAGCGUCCCUCACUGCGUGGGAAGAUUUUCGCCAGCGACUAUGGAAUCGCAGGCAAUGGAUGGAAGCCUUUAUCGCUGCAUUCAGAGACAUUCGAGCUGUUCACUGGUACGCAGUCCUAGCAUGGAUAUUGGCUCUGACAUGGAUCGGGGGACUCUGCACUGUGCUGGCCUUCAUUAGCAAUGCUGAGUUGUACGGAGACUCGGCUUGCAAACCGGACGGCAGUUUCGACGUGGAGAUGAACCAAUAUAACCUCUGGUCUUCUUCUGGAUUCUUUCAGAUCACCCUAGCAUGGGGAAGAUUCUCCUUUGCGGAUGCUAAAGUUAUUGAUGUCGCUUGGGAUGUGGUAAGAUGA
Molecule: messenger RNA, 510 nt
Organism: Colletotrichum fioriniae
Lineage: Eukaryota; Fungi; Ascomycota; Sordariomycetes; Glomerellales; Glomerellaceae
Source: RefSeq, a predicted model, not a curated record